GCAGUGCCAAAUGCCUGGGGAUAAGACAGCCCUCCAUCUCCGGGGCACCUCCCCUCCCGGCUGCUUUUAUGGGCUGCCCGUUGGUCCCUGCCUUUGCUUUUGACACCCCUCGCCCCUCGGAGAGGUUGUCGCCACCCUGACGGAGCAAGGGCCCCCCUCGGCCAACUCUCCGGGCUGCCUGCCUGUGUCAGCAAAGAACCCAGACGUCCUUGCCCCCCGGAGCCCCCUGCCCUGACAGCUGCCUUAAAGGCAAAGGCGGGAGAGGGGGAGGAAGGGAGGAAGAGGAGGAGAAGAGGGCCACCUCUCCUUGCACAGCCAUCUUCCAGGGGUCAGGUUGACUUUCUGCAUUGCCAGGGGAAGGACGAAGGACCACUGCCCCCGGAGAGCCCAGAGGGACGUCUCUGCUAUUCAAUCUCCUUCUCUCCUCCUUCAGUUUGGGGCUUCCUCUCCCGGGAAGGUCAAGCAGGAUGAAGUGGCUCGGGGUAGCCCUCGUGGCCUUGCUGCUGGCCGCUUUUGGCCCGCUGGGCCGGGGCGAUGACGGGCUGGAUUUCCCCGAGUACGAUGGCAUCGACCGGGUCAUCGACGUCAACGCCAAGAACUACAAGAACGUCUUGAAGAAGUACGAGAUCCUGGCUCUGCUGUACCACGAGCCCAUCGGGGACGACAAGGCAUCCCAGAAGCAGUUUGAGCUGGAGGAGCUGAUCUUGGAGUUAGCAGCCCAAGUCCUGGAAGAUAAAGGCGUGGGGUUUGGCCUGGUGGACUCAGAGAAGGAUGCAGCGGUGGCCAAGAAAUUAGGCCUGGGGGAAGAAGACAGUGUGUAUGUGUUCAAGGAUGAUGAAAUCAUCGAGUACGACGGGGAGUUUAGUGCCGACACUUUGGUGGAGUUCAUCCUCGAUGUGAUGGAAGACCCAGUGGAGUUCAUUGAAGGGGAACGUGAACUCCAGGCGUUUGAGAAUGUUGAAGACGAGCCCAAAUUGAUUGGCUACUUCAAGAACGAAGACUCGGAACAUUUCAAGGCCUACGAAGACGCGGCUGAGGAGUUUCACCCAUACAUCGAUUUCUAUGCCACCUUUGACAGCAAGGUUGCAAAGAAGUUGUCCCUGAAACUAAACGAGAUCGACUACUAUGAGCCUUUCAUGGACGAACCAGUCACCAUCCCAGAUAAACCAAACAGCGAGGAAGAAAUUGUCCAGUUUUUGGAGGAGCACAAGAGGCCCACACUGAGGAAACUUCAGCCAGAAAGCAUGUAUGAGACUUGGGAGGAUGAUAUGGAUGGCAUCCAUAUUGUUGCUUUUGCAGAGGAAGAUGACCCUGAUGGUUAUGAGUUCCUGGAAAUCCUGAAGGACGUUGCCCAAGACAACACAGACAACCCAGACCUCAGUAUCAUCUGGAUCGACCCUGAGGACUUUCCACUGCUGGUCCCCUACUGGGAGAAGACUUUCGACAUUGACCUGUCCCGGCCUCAGAUUGGCGUCGUCAACGUAACGGACGCUGACAGCAUAUGGCUGGAGAUGGACGAUGAGGAUGACCUGCCCUCCACAGAGGAGUUGGAAGACUGGAUUGAGGAUGUGCUGGAUGGAGACAUCAACACAGAAGAUGACGACGAUGACGAUGAUGACGACGACGAUGACGACGAUGACGACGAUGACUAGAGGCUCCCGUUCUUUGUGGAAGGCAGAGCCUGCCUGUGGAGGUCCACCUGUGUCACACCUGUCCCCAGAGUGUCACUCAGGGGGCCACAGGGCCUGGCGCCUCUGGCCGACACGAAAUUCAACGCUUUGCCACCAGACCCUAGCAAGAACGUAUUUUUAUAUUGAUCCUAUUUAAGUCAAGGGCCCCCAUCCUGUACUGAACCCCACGUGUUCCCACCCUCCCCCGAGGACCCCGCUCUGCCCCCUGCCACUGUAGGGAGAAAACGGGGUGCCCCGUUUUCUCCCUACAGGGGCACCCCCUGAGCCCUCUCUCCCCUUCCCGCCUUAGGCUCGCCAGGUGUCCUUCAGGCUCUGGUCCUGAAGAUGCUGCUUCUGCAUGGACCAUCCGUUUUCCCUGGGAUGCUAAGCCCAGCUCAGAUUUAUGCCAGCAAGGAGCAAGGCUCUUUGCCUGUUCCUAACCCUCAGCAUCCUGGUUGAUCAGGGAACUUGAUGGACCCCCAACUCAGCACAGGCAGAGAUGUGUGUUGUCGGCCCAGUGAAUUUCCCAUCAUGCCUCUCUCUCUGUGUGCUUCCCCUGUGACAUCCACUCUGACUGCCAAGGGCUGUCCUGGCAGGGCAUCUUUUCUGCCCCUGGGUGGGUGUGGGUGUGAAACCUGGGGCCUUCUGGAUGCAGAGCAGAUGCCUUCUUUACCAUCUCUUCCCAAAUGCCUUCCUCUUCCUCACACCAUGACACAAAGGAAUAGCUCCCGCCUUCUUUGCUAGCAUCUCUCUUGGACUUUGUUAAAUCUAUCACUCACGUGGCUCUUGAGUUUCUGCCAGGAAACGCCUCCCCAAAUCAUUUCAUCAGUUAAACUGAAGAAGGAGGGCAGAGAUCAGCCAAUAACAUUUUGGGGGGGGGGAAUAGAAACAAAUGUAAUCCUUGGGCUUUGGAGAUGAAUAUAUUUGGGCUAAAACUGUCUUGUUAAUAUUUCUGGAGCGGGGAGACAAUCAGGGAGGGUGGGGGGGACAACCUGUUCAGCACUCGGUGGGGGUGACACAAUGUACAAUUUGUAUAUUUUUCAACAACUUUGUACAGAUCAACCAAAGCGAUUAAAAAAAAAAAUCAAAUAACAA
Molecule: messenger RNA, 2765 nt
Organism: Zootoca vivipara (common lizard)
Lineage: Eukaryota; Metazoa; Chordata; Lepidosauria; Squamata; Lacertidae
Gene: CASQ1
Product: calsequestrin 1
Biological process (GO): regulation of skeletal muscle contraction by regulation of release of sequestered calcium ion
Cellular component (GO): sarcoplasmic reticulum lumen; Z disc
Molecular function (GO): calcium ion binding
Source: RefSeq, a predicted model, not a curated record